Molecule: messenger RNA, 573 nt
Organism: Letharia columbiana
Lineage: Eukaryota; Fungi; Ascomycota; Lecanoromycetes; Lecanorales; Parmeliaceae
Exons: 1
Coding region: 1-573 (190 amino acids)
Source: RefSeq, a predicted model, not a curated record
AUGUCCAGCACCCCAAACACAGCUCAACCCACAGCCUCUCCUUCUACCUCAAACGCAUCUUCCACAGCCACCUCAAGUACGCAAGACCACAAGCAAGCCUCUGCCUCUCAUGCGGCCUCAAACCCACCGCCGAACGCGCCUCUUCCAGACUCAGACUCCGACCUCUCAGACGCACCAGACAGCCCCGUCUACCCUUCCUUCACAAACUCCCCAACCCUCCUCCGCAACGCGCCUCCUUCAGACACAGACUCCGAACUUUCCGACGCACCCGACAACCCUGUCUGGCCUGAGGCUCCCCGAGUUCCACCAACGCCGCCUCGUUGCACCGAACUAGACUGUCCCGUAAGGCAGGCAAUCCGUCGUCAUAAUCAAGGGCCAUACCUCCACAACGGCGAGCAGCCGUGGAUAAAAAAGACUAUGUUCGGGGAGAGCAAUCCGCCACCCCAUGUGUGGGAGUCGUGGAUGAAGAUCCAGGCUGGGGAUCGUAGCAGUACUGUCGAGGAUGACUGGAACGUUUUGUCGUUCUUAAGAUGGCACGUUCGUGAUCCAAAUACCAAUUUCGAGGGCAACUGA